Messenger RNA from Cooperia oncophora, 498 nucleotides. Lineage: Eukaryota; Metazoa; Nematoda; Chromadorea; Rhabditida; Trichostrongylidae. The record is from the annotation of a GenBank genome assembly.
AUGCAGACCGAAUCGAAGGUGGAGCAGAUAGCUCUCCUUCUCGCUGAAUGCCUGCUGACGCAACGCGAGGAAAUGUCGGAGCCGAGUAUCGCUUGCUUCAACUUGCAGUUGGCGAAUGUGCUAACAAAAUUGAAGCAGCGAGUCGACACUGCAGCAGCUAGCAUUGAAGGCCUUGACGUUUAUGUUGGAAGAGCCCUACGAACGCUCAACGGGAGGGCAGAGAAAAUGGAGCGACACUUUGAUGGUUACAUCACCCGGAUGCCUUCGCUCCCGUUACCUCCCUACUACGUGGACGUCCAUUUGGUAGUUCUGGAAGGAGAUCACAUGGAAUCAGGUACCACAGUCACAAAAGCGGUCGAAUCUGAGGCGGCAGCUCGUGACGAUGCAGCGACGAAGAACAUCGUACACGCUGCAAUCGUGAUGGCAAAUCUGUGCCAAUACCUGGCUGGAAUUGCUUUACAGCAGUCAAUUGUGGUUGUCAGUAAUCCAGUGCGCUGA